This is a messenger RNA of Rhagoletis zephyria (snowberry fruit fly), 3288 nucleotides long. RefSeq names its product L-dopachrome tautomerase yellow-d (gene yellow-d). Gene Ontology annotation, cellular component: extracellular region. Lineage: Eukaryota; Metazoa; Arthropoda; Insecta; Diptera; Tephritidae. The record is from RefSeq and is a predicted model, not a curated record.
CCAAAAAUUCAAAAUCGGUGAAAGUGUUUACGUCAACACACCACACAAAACAAAAAUUAAAUUAUAUUCAUUAAUUAACAUCUUUUGAAUAUUUAUUACGCGUUCAUUUCUAACCAAUUACGUCAUGUGGACGGGAGGCUUCAUUCUAUUAAUAUUGGCCUUAACACUCCAGGUCAUAGUCUGUGUAAAGCAGCACAAUUUAGAAACAGUAUAUCAGUGGAAACAGCUCGUCUAUGGUUUCCCUACCGAGCAAGAUCGGCAAGAAGCACUAGCCAAUGGUAAUUUAGUACCAGCAAAUGGAAUACCAAUCGAUGUGGCGCCACACCAACAAUCUCAAAAGGGUUCGCGUGUCUUCAUCACAAUUCCCCGAUUUCAAACCGGCAUCCCGUACACGCUGGCCACAGUGAGUGAUAGUAAUGAAGCUAAUGGUCCGGUUCUGAUACCAUAUCCUAACUAUACUUGGCAUAAUGCCAAUGGCGAAGAUUGUAAUAAAAUCACUUCCGCAUUUCGUGUGGCGAUCACAGAGUGCAAUCAGAUGUUUGUUAUUGAUUCAGGCGUAAUCGGAACUACUCAAAACUGUCCGCCACAGCUACUGAUAUUCGAUCUAAAUACAGAUACCUUAGCGCAUCGCUAUCGCUUUGAAGGCAACGUGUACGUGCCGGUGGCUUCACUACUCAUCACUCCACUUGUUGUCGUGCACGAUCCUCCACCAAAAGGCCGCUGCCAACGCCUACAUGUUUACAUUGCUGAUGUCACACAUCAUGGCCUGGUUAUCUAUGACUCGGAGUCGAAUAGCGCCUGGCGUGCCGAGAAUAAAUUCAUGUACCCAGAUCCCGAUUAUGGCACGCACACGAUUGCACGCGAAAGCUUCAUGCUGAUGGAUGGCAUGUUUGCUUUGGCCACGGAUGACCGCCAACUCUACUUCCAUCCGUUGGCCAGCAACAGCGAAUAUGCGGUGCCUUUGAGCGUCUUAAACAAUCGUACAAAUUGGGAUGGCAACAUGGAGGCAAUGCAAAAUGAAUUCCGUAUGGUGGGCAAACGUAGUAGUGAAUGUGCUGCCGAAGCGAUGGACAGUCAGCGGAAUUUAUAUUGUGUCACAUUCAAUCCGAUCAAGUUGAUUAGGUGGAAUCCGUACAAUGUAAAGAAUGAAAUUGAAGUGCCGGCAGAUCCGCGUUUAUUAGAGUUUGUCAGUGGCAUGAAGGUGUACAAAAACGGUUCGGGAAAGGAAGAAUUGUGGAUGAUAUCGAAUCGUUAUCAGAAAAUAGCUGCUGGCACUUUAAGUGACCGUGAAAUUAAUUUUCGCGUUGUGAGGCGGCCGCUGGAUGACAUACAGGCGCAGAACAUUCCCACGCCUAAUCAAGAUCUGAGCCAACGACUGAUCUUCUCUUGAAGUAUUUAACAAAAACAUUUACCUUAUAAGUACAUAUUUAAUGUUUUAUUAGGCCUUUCUUGGCAUAUACUUAAGUAAGCUUCUCAUCUACGUAUAUAUAUAUAUAUAUGUAUAUAUAUAUUAUAUAUAUAUAUAUAAUAAUCAGCCUCAUUGUGUACGUCGCAAAAUAGCCUUAAGCCCACGAUUUGACUGACCUGCAUGGCCUAUUUUCGUGCUGAAAUAAGUAGACGCCGAAAACUAGCCAGUGCUGCCAAGUAUUCCCAUUUUAAUACAGUAUUCGAAUCGAAGUUUUAGCAAUGACAUGUAUUUUUCGAUACGACUUGCAUCCGACAUACACCACGCUCGCAAUGUGGCUAAAUAUGUAUGUUCACCUGGCUAUAUUACUCUGUAAGUAGGUACAUAGUGAAAACAGUGUCAUAACUUCAUAACUAGGGCUGGGAGUUCUAUCCCAGUUUCUAUUUAUUUUUUUAUCCAUAUAAUCCGGAUAUUCGAAUAUCUUAUUAAAAAAUCCGAAUAUCUGGAUAUUAACCAGAUGUGAAUUGGAUAUCCGAUAUCCGGAUUUUAUCUGUAUACACGAAUAUACGAACGGAUAUCCAAAUACACUCGCUGCAAAAAAGAAACCUAAACAAAAAGUUUACUAAAAAUAUCAGAGGUGCGGCAAAAGUAUGGAGCUUAAAGUAUGUUCACAUAUAAAUAUAAAUUCAAUCAAAGCUCAUUUUAUAAAUAACCCGUUUACACAGGCAAAUCUUAGAUUAUUAGCUGUCAAAUUUUUUGUGCUUAUUAUUCUCACAUCUGAAGGAAAAUUUAAGUUCCAUCUCUGUGCCACCGUGAUCGCUUUUUUCUGCUAUAUUAAGCAAUUUAAAUAUAUUUAACUUAAUAUUUGUUUAAAAAUACCUUUACAAACCUCUUUUCUUUGCUAGCGCAUUUUUUUUUUUGCAUUUCUCCUCUUCUUCGCAAAAACAAUCGAUAAAACUAGGUUGGACACCGAAAAGUUAUCGGUUUAAUCUGAGAUUAUUUUAUAAUUACAGAUUAACGAGGGACGAAUUUUGUAUAGCUAAUUUCUUUUUCUAACUACAGAUUAGAGAGUUAAGCUCGAAAAUGAGGAUAAUCUAUUUAUAUGUAGACUUAGUAUUAGGCUUAAAGGCCAAAUUAGAAGGGCCCUAACCAUAACUCCAUAACGAAGCAAAAUACUUCAGAGCUGCUUAUGGUUCUGGCGAAAAACUAAAAUAGAAUAGAUCCGGCUCUGGCGUUAUAAUAUGGCUCUAAUAAUCGUUUACAGAGCUGCGUGUAUGCUUUAACGGAACAUUUAAUUGCUAUGGUUGUGGUUAUGGCUAUGGUAUGGCACCAGUAAUUCAGCCUUCAGGAAGGUUAGUCCUCAAUACUUAUUUAUUUCGGUGGUAGGUAACAAGAUCAACAGAAAUAACGUCAACUGACACUAUUUCCCACAGUGAUGCGAAAUAAAAUCAAUUGACGUGAUUUCCUUUUCAAAAGCGAAAUAAAGUCAACAAAAAUUUGGAAAUUAAGUAAAUGAUGCUAUUUCCUAAUUUAAAUGGAAAUACCGUCAACAAUGCUUAAAGUGGGUCGAUUUAAAGAAAAAAUGCAAAAUGCCCUGAUUGCCUCAAUACAGAAAAACUCUUACAAUAACUUACAAAUAUAAAAAUGUUAAAUAUGUAAGAUAUAUUUAAUAUAUAAAACUUUAAGUAAAAACUAUACUAAAAAUAUAUCUACCUGCGUCACAGCACGGCGGGCAAGGUGACGCACCAGUAUGCGAAAUAGUGUCAAUUGACCUUAUUUCCGUCGAUUUUGUUGCCUGUCACCAUUUGUUUCAUAUAAAAUUAGUUUUGUAAAAAUAGUUCAUAAGAUUUAAAUCAAUAUGCACUUACGUUAUAAAUAUUAUA